AUGAACAUGCAAGACGCUAACAAAGAAGAGUCGUACUCGAUGUACCCGAAAACCUCUUCUCCACCACCACCUACGCCAACCAAUAUGCAGAUUCCUAUUUAUCAAGCGCCUUUGCAGAUGUACGGCUACACUCAGGCCCCAUAUCUAUACCCCACACAAAUACCUGCCUAUUCGUUUAAUAUGGUCAACCAAAACCAGCCAAUCUACCAUCAAAGUGGCAGCCCACAUCACUUGCCUCCGCAAAACAAUAUUAACGGCGGAAGCACUACCAAUAACAACAACAUUAACAAGAAGAAGUGGCACUCUAAUGGCAUUACCAAUAACAAUGGAAGCAGCGGUAAUCAAGGCGCCAACUCUAGCGGUAGCGGCAUGAGCUACAACAAAUCCCACACCUACCAUCACAAUUACUCUAACAAUCAUAUCCCCAUGAUGGCCUCUCCAAACAGUGGCAGCAAUGCGGGCAUGAAAAAACAGACCAACUCUUCCAACGGCAACGGUUCUUCGGCUACUUCACCAUCGUACUCUUCCUACAACUCUUCUUCACAGUAUGAUUUAUACAAGUUUGAUGUCACUAAAUUAAAGAAUCUCAAGGAAAAUUCAUCAAACUUGAUUCAAUUGCCACUGUUCAUAAACACUACGGAAGCAGAAUUUGCUGCGGCAAGUGUCCAAAGGUACGAAUUAAACAUGAAGGCUUUGAACCUAAACUCUGAAAGCUUAGAGAACUCAUCUGUAGAAAAGAGCUCUGCCCAUCAUCACACAAAAAGCCAUAGUAUACCAAAGCAUAAUGAGGAAGUAAAGACAGAAACACAUGGGGAAGAAGAAGAUGCUCAUGAUAAAAAACCACAUGCGAGCAAAGAUGCGCACGAGCUUAAAAAGAAAACUGAAGUAAAGAAAGAGGAUGCUAAGCAAGACCGUAACGAAAAAGUUAUACAGGAACCUCAAGCUACUGUUUUACCUGUAGUGGAUAAGAAGGAACCAGAGGAAUCUGUUGAAGAAAAUACUUCCAAGACAUCUUCACCUUCACCAUCUCCUCCAGCAGCAAAAUCCUGGUCCGCCAUAGCAUCAGAUGCGAUUAAAAGUAGACAAGCUAGUAACAAAACAGUCUCCGGAUCGAUGGUCACUAAAACACCAAUUUCUGGUACGACCGCAGGCGUUUCAUCAACAAACAUGGCUGCGGCGACUAUAGGUAAAUCCAGCUCUCCCCUGUUGUCCAAGCAGCCUCAGAAAAAGGAUAAAAAAUACGUUCCACCUUCUACAAAGGGUAUUGAGCCACUGGGUUCGAUUGCGUUAAGAAUGUGUUUUGAUCCCGAUUUCAUUAGUUACGUUUUACGGAAUAAAGAUGUUGAAAACAAAAUACCAGUCCAUUCCAUUAUUCCAAGAGGCAUAAUUAACAGAGCCAACAUUUGUUUUAUGAGUUCUGUGUUACAAGUGUUACUCUACUGUAAGCCAUUUAUUGAUGUAAUUAACGUUCUCAGUACACGGAAUACCAAUUCAAGAGUCGGCACAUCAUCCUGUAAAUUAUUAGAUGCUUGUUUGACUAUGUAUAAGCAAUUCGAUAAGGAAACCUAUGAGAAAAAAUUCCUAGAGAAUGCUGAUGAUGCUGAAAAAACCACGGAAAGUGAUGCAAAAAAAUCAUCAAAAUCCAAGAGUUUCCAACACUGCGCCACUGCCGAUGCUGUCAAACCUGACGAAUUUUACAAAACUUUGUCUACUAUACCGAAGUUCAAAGACUUGCAAUGGGGCCAUCAGGAAGACGCAGAAGAAUUUUUGACCCACUUAUUGGACCAAUUACACGAGGAAUUAAUUUCUGCAAUUGAUGGCUUAACCGAUAAUGAAAUUCAAAAUAUGCUGCAAAGUAUUAAUGAUGAACAAUUGAAAGUUUUCUUUAUUAGAAAUUUGUCACGUUAUGGAAAAGCAGAGUUUAUCAAAAAUGCUAGUCCUAGACUGAAGGAGUUGAUAGAAAAAUAUGGCGUGAUCAAUGAUGACUCUACCGAAGAAAAUGGUUGGCAUGAAGUGAGCGGAUCUAGCAAAAGAGGCAAGAAAACUAAGACCGCUGCCAAGAGGACUGUCGAGAUUGUUCCAUCACCAAUCUCCAAACUUUUCGGUGGCCAGUUCAGAUCUGUGUUAGAUAUACCGAACAAUAAGGAAUCUCAAUCGAUUACACUCGAUCCGUUCCAAACAAUUCAAUUGGACAUUUCAGAUGCUGGUGUGAAUGAUCUAGAAACUGCAUUCAAAAAAUUUAGUGAAUACGAAUUGCUACCCUUUAAGUCCUCGUCAGGGAAUGAUGUCGAGGCCAAGAAGCAGACUUUUAUUGAUAAAUUGCCGCAAGUUCUUUUAAUCCAAUUCAAAAGAUUCUCAUUCAUAAAUAAUGUGAACAAAGACAACGCAAUGACGAACUAUAACGCGUACAAUGGACGUAUUGAGAAGAUCAGGAAAAAAAUUAAAUAUGGUCACGAGUUAAUCAUACCUGAAGAAUCAAUGUCUUCCAUAACAUUGAAAAACAACACCUCAGGGAUUGAUGAUAGAAGAUAUAAGCUAACCGGAGUUAUAUACCAUCAUGGGGUAAGUUCCGAUGGCGGUCAUUACACAGCGGAUGUUUAUCAUAGCGAGCACAACAAAUGGUAUAGAAUAGAUGAUGUAAAUAUUACCGAACUAGAGGACGAUGACGUUUUGAAAGGUGGCGAAGAAGCUUCUGAUUCGAGGACUGCCUAUAUUUUAAUGUAUCAAAAGAGAAAUUAA
Saccharomyces cerevisiae S288C is the source of this 2739-nucleotide messenger RNA. It is a transcript of the gene UBP3, whose product is annotated as mRNA-binding ubiquitin-specific protease UBP3. The transcript has a single exon. NCBI's taxonomy places the organism in Eukaryota, Fungi, Ascomycota, Saccharomycetes, Saccharomycetales, Saccharomycetaceae. The coding region runs from base 1 to 2739 and encodes 912 amino acids. Gene Ontology annotation, biological process: protein deubiquitination. Gene Ontology annotation, molecular function: cysteine-type deubiquitinase activity. The record is from RefSeq and is marked reviewed.